CCAGAUCUAGUAAUGGUAACACUGUAAAAAAUGUGAUAAUGUGACGUAAAAUGUCAAACAAACGUAAAUCAACGAAACUCGACUACUUGUUAGAUUUUUAGAAAUCGAAAUAAUUCAAAAUAUAUUUGUGGUGGUAAAGAUUUCGAUACACUAGUUUUAUGUUACCUUCAUAAUGUCUACAAGUCAAGAUAAAUCUCAUGAUGUUAUUGAAUCUAAUGGUAAUUUGAAUAAAGAGGAUACUAGAAAGACUUGGGUGAAAUUUGAUGAUGAAUCUCCGCAAACUAAUGGUCAUCAAUCUGAAGGAAAAGUAUCUAAUACGCCAAGUACUUCUCUAACUGUUCAACAAGAAGUUCCUGCAGUUUUAGAUACGGAAACUGUGCAUGUUAAUUUAGAAAGAGGAGACAGAAAUCUUGAAAACACAUCACAUGGAAAUCUCACAAAAAAUGUAGAAUUUGUGAAUAUACGUUCCGGUUUUUCCAAUGGUGAUCUGCUAGUAACAGUGUUGCCUGUGAAUGCAAGCUGGCCUUGGAUAACGGCAGCUCGGUUUAGACCUGAAUUAGUACCUGAGGAACUAAUGGCUCAAGGUUUAACGCUUACGGUUGAAGAAUAUGUUCAUGCAAUGGAACUUCUUGUAAAUGAUGCCCGUUUUACACUAUACAACAUUUGUUAUAAACGUGUCCUUGUUUGUUGGAUAACUUUGGCAUUUGUGGUGCUUCUAUCCCUUCUCUUCUCUGGUUUAACUGGCCUGACACUAUUUUCUCUAGGAGUACUAUGGUUGAUACUCAACGCUAUGGCCAUUUUCCUCUGCAUGUGGAUAAAGCUAAGACUGUCAAAGGGCUUGGAGCAGUGCUUGGGUAGUGUUAACAAGUUACUUACUAAGCAUAAUUUAUUACUGGCCUUAGAUGACAGAGGAAAAAUUUCAUGCCACAAAGUGAACUUGUGCUUUAUAUAUUUUGAUUCUGGUCCAUGUAUUGCUCAUAUUCAACAAUUUAUUGAGAGUGAAGAAGGAAAAACUAUUAUGCAAGGAUGGGAACAAAGACUCGAUGUAACUGUUAAUGACAUUGUGAUACAAGGAAGUCAGUCUACAAGACUAUCCAGGAAACAGGAAAGGGCUGCGCUUCUUUUUUUACGAUAUGCGGGACGAUGGGGAGCGUACGCCGUCAAAAACCGGCUAAAUCUGAGCACAUUGGUGGCCGGCCGCCACGGAGAGAAAUACGUUUGUCCAUGCCAAUUUAUUGAAGAACAUCUUAAAACUAAACCACCUGCGGGUAUUGCUAAAUUUUUCAUGUUACCCAACCAAAAUAAUCAGUUCUAUUAAAACAUGAAAAUACUCCGUCCAAAAACGAAUCUUGAAUGUCUAUCACAAUUGUUAAAAUAUCAUCAUAGGGUAGUUGUUAGAGAUUGAUUCCAUACCUUUACACGACAUUUAAACAUUUGUUAUGUUGUAUGAUGUUUAUUAUGUUUUGAAAUUAUUUUCAAUUAAAAUAAGAAUAUGAGUAGAAAAGUUUUAAUACCAUAUCGAGGAUAAUAUUAAAAGGUGAGUUUAUGGUUAUUGCACAAAGUACUUAAUCAUAACAUGUUGUAGAUUAUACUAACAUGUAUGCAUUCGAAUUUAAAUACAUAUAAAAAUAAUUUUAAUGAUCUUAUUUGUAACUCGUAUAUUGUAUACAAUUGUUAUUUAAAAAGUAAAUUUCGUGGACCAUUUAUGAAAAGAUACUACGCAUGUGUUCUUUCCUUAAUAUCUCAGAAAGGUUAGUUUCGUGAAAUACAAAAAUUAUUUGAUAAAUAUUUUAAUUAUACAAAAUUGUGAAAUUGCAUACAAGAACUGUCUGCACAAAAUCUAAGCUGCCAUACAUAAAACUUCUGUUGUAUCUACAUGUAUUUUACUAAACGUGUAAUCUUCAUAUACAUAGAUUUAAGAUUAUUUAUUAACUUGUUACCUAUAUAUCACAAGGUCAUUAACAUCGCCCAAAUUUUUACAUAAAAGACAAUUUAAACAAUUGUGCAAAAGUUAAUUAAAUAUCAUAUAAUAAGGAACUAAUUAUU
Messenger RNA from Papilio xuthus (Asian swallowtail), 2046 nucleotides. RefSeq lists its product as uncharacterized. Bases 173 to 1318 code for a protein of 381 amino acids. The transcript has 4 exons. The record is from RefSeq and is a predicted model, not a curated record. Lineage: Eukaryota; Metazoa; Arthropoda; Insecta; Lepidoptera; Papilionidae.